CCGUGGCGUCUCCUCCCGUGCCGACUGUGAGCGUCAUCUUGCUCCCUUUACCGCGACCUGUUCAUACCUGAGCGCUUGUGCGAGCCCAGGGAUGAUGGAAGAUUCGCUGGGACGUCUGGUUGGCUCAGUCUGCCCGAGGACAUGGGUGAAGGACUUGUGGAUUUAAAAGCCUAAAUGAAGAAAAGCCGCUCGGCAAAAAUGUUUCUGAAGACAACAUUUGAUACGUGCUUUCGCUGGUUAUCGAUUUAUUGACCAGCUUGAGACCGACUGAAGCAAUAGAAUACAAUUCAUUCAUUCAUUCAUGAGAGGAAUUCCCAACAUGUUGUGAAAAAACAAAAAAUGAACCGCUGUGAUUUAGUUACCCUUCAAGCAUUGGAGAUCUGCGUUUAAGCGUGAGAAGAGCAUCGACACCCGCUGAGACAUGGCUCGUCUGAUGGUUUUGGUCAACUCCGUCGUCCUGUUGCUUUUGGGCAGCGACAUGUUCCUAGUAGGGGCAAACCGGCCACCAGCCCCUGUCAACGUGUCCGUCAUGCACCUGCGUGCCGACUCGGCUACUGUAUCCUGGGAGGUUCCUGAGGGAGAUAUAAUUAUUGGCUUCUCCAUCUCGCAACAGAGGCAGGAGGGACACAUGCAGCGAUUCAUACGGGAGGUCAACACCACCAGCCGCUCAUGUGUCCUUUGGGACCUUGAGGAGGAGACAGACUACAUCAUCCAGGUCCAGUCGAUUGGCCUCUAUGGGGAAAGCCAAGCCAGUAAGAAGGUCCAUUUUCGCACCCUUAAGAAGACUGACCGCUUUCCCUCCAACAGCUCCAAUCAAGAUGAUCCCACUGUGCAGGGCCUGGAUAAAUCGCGGCACCUACAAACAGGAGAGAUGAUCAUAAUUGUGGUGGUCCUGGUAAUGUGGGCAGCUGUUAUUGCCCUGUUCUGUCGGCAGUAUGACAUCAUCAAGGACAACGACUCGAGCAACAGCAAGGAGAAGGCCAAGCCGUCGUCGGAGAGGAGCACGCCGGAGCACCACAGCGGAGGGCUGCUGAGGAGCAAGUUUCAUCCCUCUGUGCCGUCCAUCAACAUCAUUGAAGUUUGACAGGAUGGAAGCUGAAGUCUAACCCCCCCCCCCCCCCGUCGGUCUUCUACCAUCAACGCCACCCGACCUUUCUCCCCCGAUGAAGAAAAGAGAUGAGAGGAUUUAAAGUUUCUGUGGGUCAUCAUCAGAGAAUAAGGUCGACUGAUGCUGUCUUUUAUAAGACACACAUGCAUGCACACAGUAUUCGAAGGGAAACACUGAACUUCAGUAUGAACCAAGAGAGAAUUAGCUUAGUGUUGAACUCAGUCAGCUGUGAAUUGUAAAUCAAACCUAGAAGUUUAAUCAGUUGCACCAUCUGGGUUUAAGCCUUGUUCUUGCGAAAACUCCGAAAAAUCAGGAUCAGGUCAAAGUUGCUGAAUUCUACAAAACAUUCGUCUUUGAAUUGAGAAGUCUCUUUUUGUGUCCAACAUCUCCGAAUAAGGCGACUGGAUUGUGAAGAAUCAUAUAUGGCCUAACAUUUUUCUCAACAAGUUGACUGCUUCUUCCUAUUUUGAUUUGACGUUUGACUUCUUGGCAGGCAGUGUUUUAAUGUGCUGGCUGUACAGGUCUGUUUAUUUUCUCUAAGAAAUUGUCUUUCUUUGUCUUUAAACGCCCGUGAGAAUGCCAAAAAUAAAAGAUUACCUACAGAUAAGCAACACAGCAAAGGAUUAAACAUUGCAUUCUAGCAUCAUAGCAGGCAGGUAAAAGCUAAAGUUGUGUGUGAGUUCACAUGUAAACACACAACUGAGUGAAGUGUAGUUCAAAUUAAGGUUGCACAAUAAAUCUCAGUUUCAUUACCGCUGCAGUUUUGAACUGACGCAAGGCACACACUGCUUCAAACUGCAUGAAUCAACAUUAAUAGCAGAAUAAACAUUUUGAUCUGCAAGUGUCAUGCAUUUACACUCAGCAUGUGAACGUUUGGCCAAUCAAAUGAAACCUGCUAGCUAUUCUCUAGCCUCAGAUUAGUUAAUGUCAAUUUUGUGAGGCUUCCGGCAAGGUAACUGAGAAAGCAGAAAAAGGUGAGAGAAUGUGAUGUGUAAAGACCUUGUGGUGAAGCACUUCUGGUACUUGAAAUUAUUUUGGAUGCAGGUUUGAACAGCAGAAAAGUUCCAGCUGACAUUUAUGGUUCAAUACUUCUUUUUAUUGCUAUUCCCUAAUUAUGGCCAUAAUGUGCAGCCUUAGUUAGGACUGGGCUUAAGUUUAGUUGGUGCAAUUGACGGCAUGUCUAGUCUAAAGGCUGGUCUUAACCCACACUGACGACUGAGUUACGGCCAGGCUUGGACCAGUUUGAGCGUCUCAGUGGAGAUCCAUGAGUCUUAACACAUCUACAUGUACACACCCUGAUCCCCCACAAUCCCCCCUUACAGUACAGUAGCUCCUGCAGGUUCAAUAGAACAUGAGUUCGUGUUAACAUGUGGUGCAGUUAACAUUGAGGUGUUUGCCAGGUGCUUGGUAUGUUAUUGCAAUACAGAAAACACACAAUACAACGUACCAUCUCUGGGAGGCCUGUCUUCAUGGCUUUAAAUAUAGGCAGUGUAUUUUUGAUAUCGGCAUGUGCAGUAAGACACUCACGUUCACCUUGUUGUAGAAAACUUGGCUUUAAAAUGAAUCUACAUCUCUUCACUGCAACUAGGGUUCAUCUACUGUCUCACCAUCAUCGUAUUAUUAUGUGACAGCUGCGGGCAGAUUGUUAAUAAACAGAAAAGAGAAUACAUGAAAAACACAACAUGUCUUUUUCCUAUAGUUACUGAUAUUAAAAUGCCAUUUUCUGCCUAACUUAGCAUUGUAUUUUUUCACAUUUCAUACAUCAAAAAAACAUGUGUGUACAUAUUUCAUGCAUUUGCUAAAUGAAGUUGCAUGCAGGUCAUUUGCCUGUAGAAUAACAUUUGAUGUGCAAUCAAAGUUAGAUGCCAAAAAUAGAGAAAAUAAAGAUAUUUGAAGUACUGUGAAGAUGUUUUUUUCUGCUGUUUUACCUGCUUUAGAUCAGGACACUUCAUAUUAUCCUCUAAAUAUUGUAUAUUUCCUGAUGAUUGUACCUCCUGCCAUGUAAAAUAAACCUUCUUUUGAAUGUCCCAA
Messenger RNA from Labrus mixtus (cuckoo wrasse), 3139 nucleotides. RefSeq names its product fibronectin type III domain containing 4a (gene fndc4a). Gene Ontology annotation, molecular function: protein binding. NCBI's taxonomy places the organism in Eukaryota, Metazoa, Chordata, Actinopteri, Labriformes, Labridae. The record is from RefSeq and is a predicted model, not a curated record. Bases 422 to 1084 code for a protein of 220 amino acids. The transcript is spliced from 6 exons.